AAGUAAAUUUGUGUUUCUUUUUCUUUGCAAUUUAUACACUUUGGACAAGAAUAACAAUGAACGCCAAGUGCUUGUCACUUUUGCUGCUCAUUUGUGGUGCCGUCUAUGGUAGAGCAGAGUCUGCCGCACAGGAUGCCAAGGCGAAUGAUUUGGCCACAGCUGAGACCUCAGCGAAAUUGUUGAAUUGGAGCGGUUUAUUUGGACAGGGCUCGGGUUAUCCGAACUAUAAUAAUCCCAACUACAACACUGGCUACUACAAUAGACCCAACACUGGAUAUUAUCCCAGCACUGGCUACUAUCCAGGCAAUACCUACUACGGCGGCAGUGGCUACUAUGGCAACACGGGCAGUGGUUACUAUCCGAGCACAGGAGGUGGUUACUAUCCCAACACCGGUUCGAGCACAGGAGGUGGUUACUAUCCCAACGCCGGUUAUUAUCCGACCACCAAUAUUCUGGGCAGUGGUGGAUAUGGCGGAUAUGGCGGAUAUGGAGGCGGCUAUGUGCGCAAUACAUACGGCUAAGGUGGCGAAACAGAGACAGAACGACGCCCACAAAGAACUUGCGCAACUGCUAUGCAACAGCGGGCAGCGGCAGCAACAAAGUAACAACAGUAACAAUAACAUCAAUUUCCCGCACAAAUAUUUUUACAUGCACAUUGCAGCUACAAGUGUUGCCCGCAUUGUCAACUUUCAACUUUACUUGCAGCUUCGCAAGCAAAAUGUAAAAAGCAAAAUAAAAGCAAGACGUUGACGAAAAAGCAUAAGAGGCAAAGACAGAUACAGUUAUAAAGCAUUCAUUGCUGCCAACGCAUUUCAAGGCCAACAUUUGUAUUUACUUUUUUUUGUGCUUGAGUCUCUUAGCUUGAAAUUAAAGUCAUGUUUAUCUUUCAA
Molecule: messenger RNA, 890 nt
Organism: Drosophila grimshawi
Lineage: Eukaryota; Metazoa; Arthropoda; Insecta; Diptera; Drosophilidae
Product: dormancy-associated protein 2
Exons: 4
Coding region: 57-521 (154 amino acids)
Source: RefSeq, a predicted model, not a curated record